CCUCCAUACAUUCGUUGUGCAUAGUGUUGCUUUGGAAUAGAUACUCUGUUCACUGGACCAGAAGGUGGUGGAACUUCUUUCUUGGAUCCGUUAAAGCAAUGGGAUUGUCAAGUAACUGUGCUAAGACAAUCAAGAUCCAGCAGUGUGUGAAAUUGCCUGAUUCCAAAUAUCUUCACAUCAACGAUGAGCUCGCUGGGUGCUUUGGUACCGAAGAUCAUGGCGACAGGCGGACGGCCCUCGUUCUCAGUCCGUUCGGCAAGAAUGUCUGGCCUGUCAAGGUCGACCGAGACGCCAAAGGGGCAUUCCUGGGUGAUGGGUGGCCACAGUUUGUUGCCGCGCACGGUAUCGGCGUUGGCUGGUACUUGGUGAUCCGGCAUGAAGGGUGCGGCGUGCUCACUCUAAAGGCGUUCGACGCCAGCUUUGUCAUUAAAGAGUUCGGCCUGACUAUCACUGUUUUGAGCCCAGCCGAGAUUGAGAACGCCUUUGCUCGUAAGCCACAGUUCAUCGUGCCACUCCAGAGAAGUUUCAUGGAAAAGAUGCCUAUUCCUCCCAAGUUUCUGCAACGAGGAUACAUCUCGGAAGAAGACCUGAACAGACCGAGACCGAUCGCCACUUUUUUAACAUCCUGGCAUAUCGAGCUCAAGAAGGAUGGCCCGAAUGUCUUCUUCACUGGUUCCGAAUGGCCAAAGUUUCUGGCCUACUUUGAAAUUGCUGAAACUGAUGUCCUGCUGAUCAAGUAUCAGGGGUGCAUGAACUUCUCAUUCGAGACCUUCCAAAAUGGGAAUAAUGAGCACAUCGAGGAAAAAACAAGCUCGUCUCAGCAAAGCGAGCAAUCACCUGCAGCACAAUGCCAAGAGGAAGAACAUGUUUCCACUCGGAGAAGGACACAAAACAAUGGCAAAAUACCUGGAGCACAAAGCCAAGAGGAAGAACAUGUUUCCACUCGGACAAGGAAACAAAGCAAUGGCAAAACACCUGGAGCACAAAGCCAAGAAGAAGAACCUGUGUCCACUCGGACAAGGAAACAAAGCAAUGGCAAAACACCUGGAGCACAAAGCCAAGAGGAAGAACAUGUUUGCAGCCGGAAAAGGAAACAAAGCGAAGUCAAAAGCAUGCUAGACGGAUCCACAACUUCACAGCACCGAAAGAAGGCUCUCUGCGAGCUUGGGUCGACGGGGUCGCAGGCUUGGUUAAGGAAGGAGAUCAACGAACUCGCGCUUAAAAGAUAUCUUCAUUUUCCAGCGCGCUUUGGAUUCCUGGAGCGUUGCAAGAUCACGCUCAAGUCCGUGGAGAGGAACAAGUCUUGGGAGGUGGAAGGUGUCAACUACCAUCCAGGCACCAGCAGGUCCUAUAAUUGUCUUACGAGAGGCUGGAAGGCCUUCUGUAAGGAGAACGAGCUCAAGGCAGGAGACAUCUGCACCUUCAAAGUCGUCAACAGCACGCUGUGGCAUGUUGUCAUCGACCACUGCUAGAAAUACGGUUCAUUGAUGAUCAUGGCUGAUGGCGGACCUGCUGGUUUUGCAAACCUAAGUAGUAUCAUGAUGAAUAUUGUGGUGACAUGAUAAUCCACAGCUGGUGUUGGUUUCUGGCUUUUGGACAUGAUAACCUGCUAGGAGUUUGUGUUCCAUGACUUGUGAUUAGGUGGUUGGCUUGUCAAGGCAUGAUAUUUAACCUGCUAGGAGUUGGUUUUAUCGCUGUAAUGCAGCAGUGCGCUAUAUUUAUUGUUUAGCCUCAGUGCUCCUAUUAGUCUA
Molecule: messenger RNA, 1751 nt
Organism: Triticum dicoccoides
Lineage: Eukaryota; Viridiplantae; Streptophyta; Magnoliopsida; Poales; Poaceae
Product: putative B3 domain-containing protein Os04g0346900
Exons: 10
Coding region: 99-1472 (457 amino acids)
Molecular function (GO): DNA binding
Source: RefSeq, a predicted model, not a curated record